Messenger RNA from Miniopterus natalensis, 1903 nucleotides. NCBI's taxonomy places the organism in Eukaryota, Metazoa, Chordata, Mammalia, Chiroptera, Miniopteridae. The record is from RefSeq and is a predicted model, not a curated record.
CUCCGUGCUGCUCUACUGCAAAGUCCUGCCACCCACCUUCAGGCCGUGCAGCCAUGUUCUGGGUGCCCUGACCCAACGGAAGUCCAUGGGGCGCCCCAGACUGGCAGCCCUGCUCCUGCCUCUCCACCUGCUGCUCAUUGGCUUCUCGGCCUCUGCUGGGAUUGGCUGUCCCUGUCGGCCCCACUGGAAUAGCCGCCGUCUGCUGGCCUCCCACGUGGAUAACAGUCUGACUGAAAGAUCUGCCCCUAUUCCUUGCCAUACCCUGUUGGCCCUCCCCAUCUCCCCAAAGCCUUGGGGUGCUUGGCUCUCGUACUGUCCCUGCUGUUUGUGCCUGCACCUGGUGUCAACUCCUUCGGACCUUCAGCGGGGCUGGUUCCACCGCCUGGUGCAGAAAUCCAAAAAGUCUUACAUGUUCCAAUUCUGUAGGAGACACAGGAUGCCAGCAUCUGCUCAGAGGAAGCUGCUGAGUUGCCGUUGCCUGUCUGAGAAGGGCCAUCACAUCUUUGUCCCCUCCCCAGACAUCUCCCAGAAGGGGCUGCGCUUCAAAAGGACCCAACUUUCCGAUCCAGAGGCAGUAGAAGAUCUCCCAAGACAGGACUCACAAAGGCAUAAAGGGCCUGAGUUCUCCUUUGACUUGCUGCCUGAGGCACGGGCUAUUCGAGUGAGCAUUCCCCCAGGCCCUGAGGUCAAUGUGCGACUUUGUCACCAGUGGGCACUAGAGUGCGAAGAGUUGAGCAGUCCCUUUGAUGCCCAGAAAACCGUGUCUUGGGGCCACACUAUAGACCUGCCUUAUGAAUUCCUUCUGCCCUGUCUGUGCAUAGAGGCAUCCUACCUGCAAGAGGACACCGUGAGGCGCAAAAAAUGUCCCUUCCAGAACUGGCCUGAAGCCUAUGGCUCGGACUUUUGGAAGUCAGUGAACUUCACUGACUACAGCCAGCACAAUCAGAUGAUCAUGGCCCCGACACUCCGCUGCCCACUGAAGCUGGAGGCCUCCCUCUGCCAGAGGCAGGGCUGGCACGCCCUCUGCAAAGACCUCCCCAAUGCCACAGCUCAAGAAUCAGAGGGGUGGUAUGUUUUGGAGAAGGUGGACUUGCACCCUCAACUCUGCUUCAAGUUCUCUUUUGGAAACAGCAGCCAUGUUGAAUGUCCCCACCGGACUGCCCCAUCCUGGAAUGUGAGCAUGGACACCCAGGCCCAGCAGCUGAUCCUUCACUUCUCCGCAAGGAUGCAUGCCACCUUCAGUGCUGCCUGGAGCCAUCCAGUCUUGGGGCAGGACAGCCUGGUCCCCCCUGUGUACAGCAUCAGCCAGACUCAGGGCUCAAGCCCAGUGACACUAGACCUCAUCAUUCCCUUCCUGAGGCCAGGGGCCUGUGUCCUGGUCUGGAGGUCAGAUGUCCAGUUUGCCUGGAAGCACCUCUUGUGUCCAGAUGUUUCUAACAGACACCUGGGACUACUGAUCCUGGCACUGCUGGCCCUCGCCACCCUAUUGGGGGUUGUUCUGGCUCUCAUCCUCCGGCGCCCACUGUCAGGCCCCGGCCAACCGCAACCGGUGCUGCUUCUGCACGUGGCGGACUCGGAGGCACAGCGGCGCCUGGUGGGAGCGCUGGCUGAACUGCUGCGGGCCACGUUGGGCGGCGGGCGCGACGUGAUCGUGGACCUGUGGGAGGGGACGCGCGUCGCACGCGUGGGCCCGCUGCCGUGGCUGUGGGCGGCGCGGGCGCAGGUGAUGCGGGAGCGGGGCACCGUGCUGCUGCUGCCCUCGGCUGGGGCCGCCUGGGCGCCCGCUCGUGUCUGCGGAGUCGCCUGGAGCUGUGCCGCCGGCUGGAACGCGAGGCGGCCAAGCUUGCCCACCAAGGCUGAGGAGAGCUCCCGGGCAAUCCAGACGUCUUGGCCGCCGGCGUAG